GAAAAAAUCAAUUCAUGUCAUUCAUGCAUGAAAGCCGGGAAAACUAGAACUGGGAAUGAUUGCCGAGGAAAACUGUACAAGGUAAAUGCCGAAAUAAGCCGUGUAACGCAACUACCAGAGCAUAGUUACUUGUGUCGAUACCACUGGGACGAAGCAAGGAGAGACAAUCUUCGGUGUUCGUGCCCGCAAGAACAAGGUUUUAAACAUUCAAAAUUAAACGAAAAUAGAGUUCCUAGACGCUACUACCCCAUAUUCGAUAGAAUUGGUUCCAAAUUCUCGCAUUACCGACCUGGAACGAGAUGGUGCAACAGAUGCAAAAGUACCGCGAGCGAGCGCUUCAAAGACGAAGACUUGCAAACAGCGCGCACAACAACUAGUUUGAGGCAUCCAACAAUACAGAGUGCAGAAUGCGUGACAAAUUCCMARUCAUCCACGACAAUGUCAAGUCCAGAACAACUGAGAAAGAUAUGGGAGUUUACUAGUUCCCCAGUUCUAGAGCUGCACAACAUCUUAACAGCCGAAUCAAAUCAGAACCUCUACCAUACACAAGCCACAUUUAGCAAACUUAUUCAUAGACUUCAAAAUCUAGCACAGAUGUUUGGCAUCCAAGUCCAAAAUGAGAAAACAUUUGGAAUUGGCAGGGUUACUAUUGAUAGCUCAACUUGGGUAGAGUUGGAAGAACAAAACAAUAGCUUAGGUAGUACAACUUCAUUUGAACAACUGGUUCAACAAUUCCAGAUGGCCCUUUACCACACUAAAACCUCAAUAUAUAACAGUCAGCAAAUGAUGGCUUUUUCAGAGAAGCAUGCACCAGGGUUGUGGGAUAUUAUCAUAAAAGCUAUCUCUAGGAAUGACAGCCGUCUAAGUGAAGAUCAUACAAAAAUGCAGCAGCAAAGAGCAGUUGUCCUGCUACACAUACUUGCUUAUUUUAGAUCACAAAAAACCUGUCACUUACAAAAAGAUCAAGGUCUGUUUUUACAACAGCAUGGGACAUCAAGGGUAGCACUGAAUUCAGGACGAGUCCUUGGUUUUAGCACAAGCCCUAGAGAUAUAGACCGACACAAGCUCCAACUUAUCCGAAAUUAUCCUUCUGUUCUCAAACAAAGAUUAGAAUCUGCUAUUACGGGACCCUAUCUAAUGGUUAACCUUUUGGACGACUUCCACAACAUUCUUACUAUAAGACUUCCUUCAGAAUUGAAGCUCUCAGUAGCCACUCAUAUGGCAAGCAGUCUGCUUGAUAUACAUAAGAAAAUUCCUGCAGUGAAACUACCUCUAAAAAAGGGCAUCCAACACAACACUGUCAAAAUAAAAGUUGCUGGAGUUGAAAAGGAGUGCAGAGGCGGGAUAAGCAAAACAAACAUCAAAAAAUUGUUAGAUAGUUAUAAAGAGAAAAGGCAUCAAAUGUUCUUUGAAUGCUUUCCAAGAGUGCUCUUAAUAACUCCAACAAAAAUUCAACACCAACUUAAAGAAUUAAGGGUUUAUUCUCAAUUAUCCCAUGAUGAAAUGUGCACAUUACAAACAACAACACUCAUCGAUGAAUUUGAACAACCAUUAAAAAGCAUGGAGGAUUAUGAGAAGGCAUUAACACACAUUUUGAGUAAAUGCCCUAAUCUAAAAAAUUAUCUCCAACACUUUGUUUUACCGACACCUGGAGACUGGCCAACAUGGUUCUAUCAGAAGAAACUGAUAGCACAGCGCAGUAAUUUAAGUCUUCAUUCAAUCAUUCCAGAGCAAGGUCCAUUUCAUGUGUUUCUAAAUCUUCAAGAGGAUAUUGUUAAAAUGUACCACUUCAUACUCAAGCCUAUUUACAAGGAAAUUUUUGGCUCAGACUUGCCACUCAAGCCCAAACCAUACAGAAUUAACAUUUUAAUCAAUGCCGUGUUUUUGGGAUGGCUGAAAAUAAGAUCAAAAGUGCUACAAAAAUUUAAACUUUGCAAAGAUAUAGAGUUUUCAUGCAUCCUACACAUGCUUGAAGAAGCAAUGCCAAUUGGAUUUUGUUUUUAUUCCCUUGUAUACAGAUCUGGAGUACUUUCUGAUUAUGUUGAAGUAAUGUUGAGACUUUUAGUAUUGUUCAUUGUUUGGAAAAGGAAACACUAUCAUAAAUCAACAUUAUCAAUGCUUAGUGACUUAUGGCACCAUAAAGAAAAUUUAAAAAAAUAUUAUGACUUGAAAAAAUAUUGGAUGACUUUAAUUACCGAAAAAAAAGUAGAGAUCUGGCACAGUGUACUGAGGCAUAACAUCCAAGUCUAUGACAAGGCUGACCAAAUACAAUCAAAAGCAAUAGCUCUGGCUGCAUCAAAAUCUGAACAAGACUUUCAAGCACAGUUUCUCAAGCCAUACAAACGUGGUUGCACAGAAAAAGACUUAAGUAUGAUUGCUGGAAAAUCUGCAGAAGUACUUCUGUCUACCAUAAAAGCCAUUGGUCAAAACCUGGGUAAAUCAGAAAAGAUUGACCAGAACAAUGACACACAAAAGAAGAAGAAGGGCAUUGUAAAAAAAUACUACAUGCAUACAUUUGAUGCCACUGUAGACACAAAAGCAAUGCCAUUUGCCUACCUUGAUUCCAAAGAUGCACCAGGUAAAGAUCCAGACCCACACAAACUUUGUGACAGUCCUCUUUGUGAUGUUACAGACCAAGCAGCUCAAGCCUUUAGACUGCCUUGUUAUCAUACCAUCCACAAGUCUUGUUUCCAAAAUUCACGACAAUCCUGUCCAAUCUGCACAGAUAACCUCAGUAAAAGAGUGAAUAACUUAGCAGAUAGUUUCAAUGAAAGCUUACUGAAACCAACAACUCAAUCGAAGAAAAAUCAAGAUAACUCUGAUGAUGAAGAUGAUGAUAAUGAUGACGAUGAAGAAGACACUAUCUCUGUGAAUCAUAGAGACCCAUCCUAUUAUUUAUCCAACCAAUGGCAGUCACACAUUGACAGAGAGUUGAACAGUUUCUCAGUUCUGCAGCCCAGUAUUAACCAUACAUCACAAUCAGCAAAUCAGCCAAGUACUAACAAUCCAAAUCAGCCAGUUGCUUUGAACAUCACAAUUGCUAAAAUGUCCAUUGGGAAUUCAUUGUUGAUUUUCUUACCAGCCAAUGCAUCCCAGGCCACAAUUUUGGGAAGAAAUGGAUCCAAUGCUUGCACAUUCAUAGCUUUAUUGAUAGCGAAAUUGUACACAAAUUCUGCACAAUAUCAACAUCUUCAGCUUGGCCGUAAUGGUGAUUUAAAUCAGUAUUGGUUAACAUUGUUAUUGUCAGCUAUGGCCAGAGGCAACCAGCUAUAUGAUGCUGUCACUCAAGGCUCUAACCAAUUCUUUAGUGUUGCUGAUGCAAGAAACCAUCUUUUAGCAGUUAUUUCUCCAGUUACAUUAGAAGACACCUUUGAUGUCACCUUUACAUGCGAGAAUCCUCAAGUGCCUCAGAGUUCUUUGAGUUUUUAUUUGCAACGACUCGUUCUUGAACGUCCAUUAGCAGCUCUUGUUAUCAUCGAUGGGAUGACAGUGUGUUUUGUUGGACAAAACAAUUGUGUUUACUUGAUUGAUAGUCACCCACAUAUCGAUCACGGAAGGGCUUUUGGUGCUUUGGUUGGCAUGACACCUGUGAAUCACCUCGAAGAGUUUCUCGUCAAUGUUAAACCGAAAAUUUCGCCUAAUUUCAAUGUCUGUUCAUUACAAUUCGCAUCGCUUUGAUUGUAUUAACUUAGCGUAAACGGUGCCUUUACUCUAAACAAAACCUACUUUAACGUUGAAAUGAAGAGAAAAUAAAUCAAUCUUUCAUUUGGGAAGCACAAA
Exaiptasia diaphana is the source of this 3780-nucleotide messenger RNA. RefSeq lists its product as uncharacterized. The record is from RefSeq and is a predicted model, not a curated record. The transcript is spliced from 8 exons. Lineage: Eukaryota; Metazoa; Cnidaria; Anthozoa; Actiniaria; Aiptasiidae. The coding region runs from base 28 to 3678 and encodes 1216 amino acids.